AAAUCCAAAUGACAGUCGUCACAACGUGCAUACAAUCAAUGAAACCAAUAAUUUACUUACAAUAUUACAAAAAAUACUUGAACAGAAUUAACAAAUACGCAAAAAUCCACUUUUGAUAAUCAUUAUAUCAAUAAUACAUCCGAGAAACAAACCAAAUUUGCAAAUUGCGCGGCAUCUGCCGGAAGCUUGGUGGCAACGCAAAAAGCAAAUUUCCAAUCGCGGGAACGCUACUAAUGGAAUUACUCAAGUUGAAAUUAAUAAACCUCAGCAAGAUCUUACAUCUUUUCGUUAUAAGUUCUCAAAUACUAAAAGGUUAUGUGACUUAUUUACUAAAAUUAAAUCAUGGGUAGACCGAGAAAAAACGCAAGACAGCGCUUUAAGGCUCCGAAUGGGAGUAAGUGGCCUCCUACAUUUAAACUGGGAUGGUUUACAGCCGCCAAAAUUUGUUUGGAGGAGGUGGCUAUCAACGAUGUUAUUCUGAGAGUGCCCCUGAAACCCUACACGGAUCUUGAACCAAAACGAAAGCGAGGGCGGCCACCGCUGGUUCAGAAACAUGUGAUACAAUAUGUCACCAAGUCGAAUGUUGGACGUGGGGUUAAAAGAGAGAUUAAUACUUGGCUCCAAAAACCAAAACGAAAACGGCCUCCGCUGGUUAAGAAACGACUGAUACAAUAUGUUACAAAGUUGAAUGUUGGACGUGGGCUUAAAAGAGGGAUUCAUAAGCGUUUCGAAAGUGGGACUACAAAUGGACCGUCAACGAAUCAGAAACGUGAAAACAGGACUAGAAAAAUGAUUCAACAACGCAGGACAAAUUUACGAAGUGAAGAUAAGUCUAGGAAAAAUGGAAAAAUUGAACGUGGGACCAAAAGAAAACUUGUGACCUCGGUAGAAGGUACUCUUGACUUGAAAGAGCAACCUUUGACUUUAAAACGUUUGGUAACUAAUCUCAAAUCUAGUGAAGUUGAAUCUAGGUUUAGAAAUGGUAAAAGACGAAUUCAUUUACCAGCUGUGAAGCGUUCGACUAGUUUAAAAUUGAAUAAAUUGACGUUUGGUUUUGAAAAAUUGUGCCAGUGUUUGGAUGAAAUUCGAUUUCCGUCACCUGAAUGGAAAGUUUCAGUGAUUAUGAACUACGACCUGAAGACUGAAAUUAGAUUUUACAAUACUGUGAAACCAAAAAGUGUUAGUUUUUCCGAGAAACACCUUAAGAUUGCAAUAGAUAAAGUACCAGUUGUACUAUUAGGCUGUCCUAAAACUGUUGAAUCUUUAAGAGAUAUCGAAAUUUUAUUAGAAAUUGUUAAUAGACUAGAUUUACGCGACUGUAUGGUUGCAAGAAUGUGAUUUUAUUUAUUUUCUACAUUUAUAUUUCCUUUUUGUAAGUUACAUAUUGACCCAAAAGAAAUUUUUAUAACCAACA
This is a messenger RNA of Tribolium madens (black flour beetle), 1414 nucleotides long. RefSeq lists its product as uncharacterized. Lineage: Eukaryota; Metazoa; Arthropoda; Insecta; Coleoptera; Tenebrionidae. The record is from RefSeq and is a predicted model, not a curated record. The transcript is spliced from 2 exons. Bases 343 to 1338 code for a protein of 331 amino acids.